This is a messenger RNA of Myotis daubentonii (Daubenton's bat), 1157 nucleotides long. RefSeq names its product stress associated endoplasmic reticulum protein family member 2 (gene SERP2). Gene Ontology annotation, cellular component: endoplasmic reticulum. NCBI's taxonomy places the organism in Eukaryota, Metazoa, Chordata, Mammalia, Chiroptera, Vespertilionidae. Gene Ontology annotation, biological process: endoplasmic reticulum unfolded protein response. The record is from RefSeq and is a predicted model, not a curated record.
GCGGGGGGUGGGGAGCGGGCUGCGCGAGGCCGGGGGGCGCGCCUUGCCACCUGCAGCGCCCGGGCCCCAGGGGCGCGCUCGGCCCCGCCUGCGGCUCACGCGGGGGGUCCUUGCAGGUGGGAGUCCAGAGUCCUUCCGAGAGCCCAAGCCAUGGUGGCCAAACAGCGGAUCCGGAUGGCUAACGAGAAGCACAGCAAAAACAUCACGCAGAGGGGGAACGUAGCCAAAACCCUGAGGCCACAAGAAGAGAAAUAUCCUGUGGGACCGUGGCUGUUGGCACUGUUUGUUUUUGUUGUCUGUGGCUCAGAAAAGGUGCACUGUCCAGAGAUUCCAGCUGUGCAGCCAUCCUGGGUCUGCUCCCAGAUUGAUAACGCCUAUAUCAAGUCAUAGCUGCUUUUGGACUGGGCCACCAGGCACUCAUCACCUUACCUUUUCCUGGAUAUGUGCUCAGGGACAUAUUUGAAUUCACCAUGUUUGCAGGUCAACCACAUAAACACUGGCCUUUCCUGGAGACUACCAGAACAUUCCUGAACUGGUGACACCCAGAGGGAGUCUCUCCAGAGACUGGCAAGUGCGAUGUUUGAGAAACAGAGCAGCCCAGAGAAGCCCUUCUAUUUCACCACAGAGGAAAGAUGGAAGACAUGCAUCUACUCUGGAACUCCUGCCUCAAGAUCUGAGAUGGACAAUCUGGAAAGAUCUCAUCAGCCAUUGGCUCUCACAAGCUAUCUUCCAGAUCAUUCAGAGCAUAAGGAUGGGCAUGUGAGGAGGCCCGGGAUAUGACACUGCCCCUUCCGCUGGAGGGUAGAGGACCUCUUAAGCUCUUAGCCGGGUAUCUGGGAAGUGAGCAGGCGACACAGAAUAGGGAAAAAAAAAGAAAAAAAAAGCAUCUGCAGUUAUUCCCUGAUCACUUCAUCGUGGAUGUCAGACCACAUUGCCUUCUCGCAGGACAUCUUGGUACAUCCGUGCUCUGGAGCGGAAAAGACGCUUGCUUUUCUAUUGGCAGGAUGGGCAGCUCCUGGGUGCCUGCCGCAGUGCUCUCUUUGGUUCGGGAAUGCUUGCAUGUGGCACUCUGAAUGAUCACCGGCUUAUGUUCUAUGGAUACAAUCUCUCCUCCCCUGGGAACUGGUUUUAUAAAUAAAUGUCUUUGUUCAACCUUA